AUGGCUUGUGCCGAGCUGACGAGCAGGUGGAGGAGUGCUGUGGGUUACGAUGGACGAACGGGGGGUGGGUUGUUGCAGACAUUGACAGAGAGGGACGACCAACAGAAGGUGCAAAGGCGCAAGAAGACGAAAGACCAGCAGGUCCGGGGGAUUGACGUGACGGUUGGACAUGGACGAGCCGGGCAAGCGCGGGCGGUGGUUUCAGAAAAAGACAAGCAAGACUUUUCAAAGAGGGACAAAGCAGGCCACACGGGCAAGGAUACGGCGCAAGAUCAAGCCGGGUUUGCAACGGGGAGGAUGGCUCUGCCGGCCAUCCCGGUGGUGCCGAGGGCUGAGGCAGAGGCAGAGGCAGAGAGGGGUGGUGGUCGUGGUGGUAUGCCAGUGGCUUGCAGUGCCACUGACCAACGAUACAUGAAUGUGAUGCACACGCGGUGCGGCUUACCAGGCAGCCGAAACGCGCGACCGGGGGGGAGCAAUGGCAACAUGCAAACGGCAGCGGUGACCCAAGCCGCAUACGAGCUGGCCCCUUCAGCACGGUCCCUCAAGUGUGAGAGCCUGUUGCUGCAACUGCGACACGACCGCAAGAAGCGCCAGCGCGUCAAGGACAUUCUUCGAGCUCAAGACGAACUCAAGGAUGUUCGCAAAAGUUACAAUGAUAAGAAAAUGUGA
Molecule: messenger RNA, 669 nt
Organism: Monosiga brevicollis MX1
Lineage: Eukaryota; Choanoflagellata; Craspedida; Salpingoecidae
Exons: 4
Coding region: 1-669 (222 amino acids)
Biological process (GO): transcription by RNA polymerase II
Source: RefSeq, a predicted model, not a curated record